AUGUCACAAGUGAGAGAUUCAGUCGAAGUUGAAACUGCCAAGCUGAAGCUGAAAGCCCCCACGGAUGAACAAUAUAGAUUCUGCUUCCAAGGGAGAAAAAAGAAGACAGCCUCCUCAGAGUCUCACGAUGUGCGAUUCAUUCUCCACGACUUGAUCUUUUGUCCAGAAGAAGGCUCUUGCUAUGACGACUUCGCUGGCUCACCAAUACCACAGAAGCGCUGUUGUAUAAGUAAUCCUGGACAAUAA
Molecule: messenger RNA, 246 nt
Organism: Opisthorchis viverrini
Lineage: Eukaryota; Metazoa; Platyhelminthes; Trematoda; Opisthorchiida; Opisthorchiidae
Exons: 3
Coding region: 1-246 (81 amino acids)
Source: RefSeq, a predicted model, not a curated record